AUGCAUUUCACAGCGGCCAUUGACCAAAGAUUCUACAAGAGCAAAGAGAUUGAUGCAGUGGGGGAAGAUAGCGAAAGCGCCCCUCCUGGACUGUGGGCCCUUGGCCAGAGACCAGCCAUGCCGUACCGAGGUGCCACCCUCUUCAUUCUUGAAGCGGCCCUGCAAGAGUUCUUCCGCAAGCUGAGCCGCGAGUGCGAGAUUAAAUACACUGGCUUCAGAGACAGACCUCAUGAAGAAAGGCAGGCCAGGUUUCAGAAUGCUUGCCGGGAUGGACGGUCUGAGAUAGCUUUUGUGGCCACAGGAACCAAUCUGUCUCUCCAGUUUUUUCCGGCCAGCUGGCAGGGGGAGCAGCGUCAGGCACCAACCCGAGAAUACGUUGACUUUGAAAGAGAGGGAGGCAAGGUCUACUUAAAAGCACCUAUGAUUCUGAAUGGUGUUUGUGUUAUUUGGAAAGGCUGGAUAGAUCUCCAAAGACUGGAUGGCAUGGGCUGCCUAGAAUUUGAUGAAGAUCGGGCACAGCAAGAAGAUGCAUUGGCACAACAGGCUUUUGAAGAAGCUCGGAGGAGAACUCGUGAAUUUGAAGAUAGAGACAGGUCUCAUCGGGAGGAAAUGGAGGCAAGAAGACAACAAGACCCUAGCCCUGGAUCAAACCUAGGAAGUGGCGAUGAUCUCAAAUUGCGUUAAGCGAAGCAAUUGCUGUGCCAUACGUGCUUUUCAGAGUUGGCAAAUGAUGGAGUUAAAAGACCAGAAACUGUGAUAACUGGGUAUAUACUAGAGUCUAUUCCCUGACCUGCGGCAGCCAAAUUAUCAUGUCCUGCCAUGGUUUGCACUAUGUUUGUGUUGCAUUACCUGCAUUUCGGUUCUUUAAACAUGUCACCAAUGGGAAUUUGAAAUUCUUGUUUUUCUAUGCAAGCUUACAAUUGUGUUGGCACUAUUUUAGUGAAGACAGUUACUUUUAUGCAGCUGUAGCAACAGUUCCUCAACUAGUAAUAUUUUUUUUUCUUUUCAGAAUAGGUCAAAAGAUUGGAAAAUGUUUUUGCGAUUUUUUAAAAACCAAAACUUUCUAAAAUAAUUUUUGUAUGGGAUUUUUGGAAGUUAGUUUGUCAUUGUGUUCUUGCUUUUUAGACAUGCGCUCGCUCUCUCUGUCUCUCUGUCUCUCUGUCUCUCUCUCCCCCCCCCAAACUUGCAAAAUGUUUUCCUUUUUGCAUUAUGCAACCAAAUAUUUGUAACAGUGUUGACGAUUUAUUGAACUACAUGUUUUAUUUUUUAGAACUGCAAAAUCCCAUGAUCUUGUUCAGCGUUUAAGUUAUGUUUCAGAUGGCAAAACAGCUAUUGCUAUUUUAAUCUGCGCACUGUUGUAGAUUCUACUCUGCAAUUGUUAGUUGUCAGUUAAUACGCCCCCACUGGCCAGCACAGAACUUGGUGCCUCGAAUGUUAGACCUGUUCCUGCCUAUAUUUGAUCCACUGAUUCCAAAAAUGGCACCACGCUUUCCCUGUCAGCUCCAGUUUUUGAGAUGCAGCAUAAAUGCUAUAUACCACUCUUCACUCUGGCACCCUUCAAAAAUCAGGAUAUUUUAAUGUAGUGUUUUAUUUAAUCUGCUUAUAGUAUGAAAGAAACACAUUAAAAAUUACAAGAAAAGUGAAAUACACUAAAUCUACUUAUUUCAAACCAAAAGCACAGGUUUAUGAUGCAAAGGUUCCAGCCAUUCGACACAGAAGCAGCUCCUUUCGUAAGAUAUCCGAGAAUGGGAUCUGCCAAGACAAUCCCACAUAAGUUUCCAGCAGUGAUGUGCCCUCAUGUGCACAUCCCAUCUUCCUUGGCAUCUGCCUUCCAUUGUUUUUAUGUCUGGGUGAAAUCUUUUCCCUUGCCCUUCGCUUAAGUCACCAAGAUUCUCUGGAAAGUGAUCUAAGUGACUGAACAGAUAAUGGAUUUUCACACUCAUUUUGCAGCGAAGGCUGUUGAAAUGAAAGAGCAUCUCUCUACUAAUUGAGUUUAGUUGUCUACCUUCCUGUUGCCAAGGAAGUUUUUCACAACAAGAACAAAUAAAGACCAGGCACAAGAUUCGAUUUCAUUCAUUAAUUCUAUGAAAUGUGGGUCAUUUAUGAGCUGUCUGAUCUGUGGCCUAUCGAAAAGUCCCGCCUUCAGUUUUUCCAUGGUAAGUCCAGCUAAUGAAAUGAAACAAUAUGAGCGGAAAUAGACACAUGCCUCCUAUAAGAGCAUAACUCUAAUGCAGUUAAUAAAUUACCCUUCAGAAAUCCAGUGUUUCUGAUGUAAAAUUACAGUUGGAAGUAAUGUAAACACUUUUACUUGUACACAAAAACACGAACUAGGUAGCAGAAGAACAAGUUGAUCAGCAAAAUCUGUUCAAAAACUGACUAAAAAUUACACACAUUUAACCAUAUCCAAGAAACUAGAGCUGAUGCAGUCUAGCCAAUGCAGUUUUCUGAAUCAGCACUCCAAAUAACCCCAAGAACAGGUCUAAAAAUCAAGGCACCAAGCAUUUGUGGGGGGGGGGUUGGGCUGUGUAACCUUUUGAAACUCAUUGUAAACUGACUUUCAUUUUAUUCAGGGACUCUAAACCUAAAUCUAAAAUGGAACACCAAAAUUUUAUGAGUAGGUUUUACAGUAUGUUAGGCAGAGAAUAAUGGUGUUACCUUCAACAAUCAUGUUGAAGUCUCAUUGAACUGUUUUUAUAUCCUAUUCUUAUUUUAACUUGACUAGUAACAUGAAUUGAGACAUUUUAAUUGUAUGCAGGAAGUCUCAUACUGGCUGAAAGAUGCCUUGGUGUUUUCCGUAAAAAAUGUUGUUACAGUAUUUUCAAAUAGGGUGAGAUUGGGAUAAAAUAAAUAAAAUAGUAAUUGUUCACUUUUGCAGAUGAUUCUUCCCUCUUGACCCUGUUACUCGGCACAGCACUGCUCACGGUGUGUUGCUUGCAGCAGUUCUUCCGUUUAUCUUGUCCGGCCAAUUUUAGGGAGGAAAAACAUUUGAGUGAUCAGUUCAGGACUUUUAAACAGCAGCAUCCAUUUUGUUUUUGAAUAUUUGGGUACUGCCAUAUGCAAGGGGAAGCUGCUCCCCCUACUUGCCAAGUUGCAAUCCUCAAAUUCCCAACUUGGGUUUCAAGCCACAAGUACCUAGCCCCUGAAGAAUAUGAGAUGUAAGCCAAAAUGUGCAGGCACUGUUCUGUUUGUUUGUAUUACGAAAAACGCUUGCCUCCCACCUCAGAGGGUUUUUUGCCAAUGGAUGAAGGUCAUUGCUGUGACAAAUACUUAGGAAAGCAAAGUUAGCUAUAUAGACAGAAAAGUACAAAGUGACACACCCAUCAUCUGGGGAAGAAACGUCCUGAAUAAUUUUAAAGGCAGGUGGAGUAGUCUUCACUCAUUGAGAAGUGAGUGCUGCCCCAUAGAAGCCCUUUGGAAAGCCGGGUUCAGGCUGGGCUCUGGUUGGGCAGAAGUAGGUCUUCCCCAAAAGCAAAGGUGGGUGCAAAAACAGCGAUUUAUGAAUUUCCUAAUUCAUAUCUUACGGCAUAUCCAAGAAGGUGAUUUUUUUCCUAGUGUAUAAGCAAACUAAUUAAGUAGAAUAUGGCCCUUCUGCAGGUUUAUCUAGUCCUCUGGCACAAAAACAUGGGGAGGGAUGGCUGUGGAUUUGAUUACAAAAGUAGCAGAAAGGGGCUGCUCAUUGUCUCAGUUUCUCAGGAAAAUGUGAGGAAGGAUGCAGGUGGGAUGGUUUCUUUUUAAAAGCCACUGAAAGGGAAAGAAUUGACCUCACAUCCCUCAGUGCCGCUGCUGCAAUAGUUUUGUGUUCCCUACACCAGUCCUGUGGCAACGACACAGAGCUUAAGUCUCAGGGUUGUUAAGCUGUGCUUUAAAAUGCUGCAGGGGGGACUUGUUAUCGCCGCCCUACCUGGUCAUGUCAUUAAUGGGCAAUUUGAAUUUCCAGACCAUGUACCCACAUGCAGUGAUCACUCAGAUCAGCAAAGCAACUUGGAAAAGCCAGAUUGUUUAUUCAGUAUGAAAUGUUUUAUGGAUUUAAAUGUCCAUAAAUUUAAAUUUACAUACGUUGCAUUUGUAGAAGCCUCCCUUCUGAAAUAGUCCUGCAGAUGCCAGUGUGAUAAGAUGCAUUAUUCCUUAUUAAUGGUAAUAGCCAAACUCACAACAUUACAAAUGCUUGUAAAAUUUGAAAUAGCCGAUGAAACUUCUUUGUGCAUAGCAACCUGAAUUUUCUGUAUAAUCUAAUGGUUGUUUAUUGGUACUGUUUCCAAAGAGGUUCACUAAAUAGAAAUGUGGUGUUGUCACAUUUCAUGUUCUAAAUUUUAAGAUUCUGUGCAUGUCUUCCUUGUUUUAAAAAACAAUGGUCGAAAAAGUUUUUUGUUGAUGGUCUGUUCUAACCUGAGGUGUACUUGUAUUCUGAAGGAGUGUGGUGUUACCUGGUAGUUUUAACCCACAACAUCCUUUAACCCUAACCAUGGACUACACCAGCUGGAGGUGGUGGGAGUUGUAGGCCAAAACACAUUGCCUCUCCCCAUAUGGUCAAAAGAACAUAAAUUAUGUUAUUUCAUAUAAACUUCUGCAGUCUGUAACUUUUUUCCUGUUUUCUAGAAUUACGCUGUACUCCUCCGACAGUCUCCUUGGUGUAAUAAGCGUGUUGGCCCUCUCACGCUUCCCUUCCUACUGUGAACAAUCCGACCGGAAGGCCUCCAAUCAUAAUUUCCCAUUUUGUCCUGAGAGGCUACAGUUACCCACUUAGGAACAAUCAAGAAUUAAAAAUCAAUUUCAAACUAUGGUUUAGUAUCCUAGCUCUUUGAGAUGUUGGCAACUAUAUUUUCUGGUUCAAGUGAACAGGGAAAAUGAUUGAUUAAGAGGCUUGAGGUUUGAUUGUUUGCAGUAUGAAAGAAGUAGCACACGAGCUGUUUGAGCAAGCAAAGUCUUGCUCACAUCUAAGCUUAUUAAGCCAAGAUUUGAUUGUCUGACCCAAAUCACUAUGUCUUAAUGCUGGCAUUAAGAUCACAAGCCCCUUUUCCUCCGCUAGUAAGUGCAGAUCUGUUAAACUUAAGACAUUAAGUUAUUGAUGCAAUUUGAUAUUUUUUUCAUAAUUCUAUUUAAACAGAAGUUGCAUCAUCCUUGAACUAAUCUCUUUAAGAGUUGCCUUAAGCUUCCAGAUUGCUUUUGCUAUCUUUUUCUGUUACGUUAACUAUGUUCAAAAUAAAGUUCUGUGUAGUGAAA
Messenger RNA from Varanus komodoensis (Komodo dragon), 5220 nucleotides. It is a transcript of the gene CBFB, whose product is annotated as core-binding factor subunit beta. Gene Ontology annotation, cellular component: core-binding factor complex; nucleus. The transcript is spliced from 8 exons. Gene Ontology annotation, molecular function: sequence-specific DNA binding; transcription coactivator activity. The record is from RefSeq and is a predicted model, not a curated record. Lineage: Eukaryota; Metazoa; Chordata; Lepidosauria; Squamata; Varanidae. Bases 1 to 684 code for a protein of 227 amino acids. Gene Ontology annotation, biological process: regulation of transcription by RNA polymerase II.